CCGGGGGUGACCUCACCUUCCAACAUGGCGGCGGCGGUAGAUUAGGGCCGCGGGUCGAAGCAGCCACCGCCGCUGGGGGACCCUGUCGGAAACGACUGCCGCCGCCGCCGCCCCUUCCAUCUCUUCUGGGGCAAGGGGCCAGGGCCAGGUUUUACACAUCCAUAAGUAGACCUUUUUGGAGCUCUGCCAGCAAACUCAAUGGCGUCCUCUACUACUGUGCCUCUAGGAUUUCACUAUGAAACAAAGUAUGUUGUUCUCAGCUACUUGGGACUCCUCUCUCAGGAGAAGCUGCAAGAGCAACAUCUUUCCUCACCCCAAGCUUCACAAUCUCUGGAUCAAGAAGUUUUAUUAAAAAUUAAAACUGAAAUUGAAGAAGAGCUAGAAUCCCUGGACAAGGAAAUUUCUGAAGCCUUUACCAGCACAGGCUUUGACCGUCAUACUUCUCCCGUGUUCAGCCCUGCUAACCCAGAAAGCUCAGUGGAAGACUGCUUGGCUCAUCUUGGAGAAAAAGUAUCGCAGGAACUGAAAGAGCCUCUACAAAAGGCAUUGCAGAUGCUCCUCAGCCAGCCAGUGACAUAUCAGGCAUAUCGGGAAUAUACACUGGAGACCACAGUUCAUGCCAGCGGCUGGAAUAAGAUUUUGGUGCCUCUGAUUUUGCUACAACAAAUGCUUUUGGAGUUGACAAGACGUGGUCAAGAGCCUCUGAGUGCAUUGCUGCAGUUUGGUGUGACAUACCUGGAGGACUAUGCUGCAGAGUACAUCAUUCAACAAGGUGGCUGGAUUUGUAAACAUGUGUUUCAUGUCCCAGAAUGGUCUAGUGCUUGCCCCAGAGUUUGCAAUAUACAUUUACAACUAGUCCAAGUUCACUUUCAGAUAACACUGUGCUGCUUCAUGAGUAAUGGCACUGUCUUUAACCUUGAAUCAGAGGAGGAGGAAUACCCUGGAAUCGUUGCAGAAGAUAGCAAUGACAUUUAUAUCCUGCCCAGUGACAACUCUGGACAAGUCAGUCCUCCAGAGUCUCCUACUGUGACCACUUCUUGGCAGUCAGAGAGCUUACCUGUUUCACUCUCAGCCAGUCAGAGUUGGCACACAGAAAGCCUACCAGUGUCCCUAGGUCCUGAGUCCUGGCAACAGAUUGCAAUGGAUCCUGAAGAAGUCAAAAGCUUAGAUAGCAAUGGGGCUGGAGAGAAGAGCGAGAACAAUUCUUCUAAUUCUGACAUUGUGCAUGUGGAAAAAGAAGAAAUACCUGAAGGUGUGGAAGAGGCUGCUGUGGCGUCUGUAGUCUUGCCAACCAAGGAGCUGCAGGAGGCAUUCCCUGAAGCACCUGCUCCCUUGCUUCCGCAUAUCACUGCUACUUCCGUGCUGGAGGUGAGGGAACCUGACACAGAAGCGAUUGCAGUUGAGAAAGUCAGCCCUGCUACAUCGUUGUUUGUGGAACUUGAUGAAGAAGAGAACUUGAUGAAGACAAAAGCAGCAGCAGUUGAAUCUGUUGAACUAGAAGAGGAAGUGAUCCCUGCACUGGAACCCACAGAAACACUGCUGAGUGAAAAGGAGAUGCAUGUAAAGAGAGAGAGUCUUCAAGAAGGGCCCUCCCCUGCUGCAGAAGAGAAGGCCUUCCCCCUGUCUGAGGGCAAGUCUAUACUGCUGUUUGGAGGGGCCGCCGCUGUUGCCAUCCUGGCAGUGGCAGUUGGGGUAGCACUUGCUCUGAGAAAGAAAUAGCAGAUCUUUCAGAAGAGAAAGAAGACAAAAAAUAUGUAAAGUCUUAGCUGUACUGACUGAAUUGGAUCCACCAACAACUGAUUGGACAUUUGUGGAACACUCUGGGAUAAUGGGGGACUUCUGCUCAACAAGGCAUAAAUUGAUCCACAUAGUAGGGCUUGAGGUAGAGGGCAUUCAUGUUUGUCUGUUAAGUUCCAAGGACCGUGGCUCAUGCUCAAUUCAGAAUCUCUUGAGUAAAGUACUCCCUCUAGAACAGGGUUUCUCAACCUUGCCAUCAAUGACAUCAUGAUUAAUCCUAUGUUGUAGGGGGCUGUCCUGUGCACUGUAGGAUGUUUAGCAACACCUGUGGCCUCUACCCACUAAAUACCAGUAGCACCAUUCCCCCAGUUAUGACAACCAAAAAUGUCUCCCAACAUUGCCAAAUGUCCCCUGGGGGCAAAAUUGUUCCCAUUGAGAGCCACAGCUUUAGAGGGAGAGAGUUAAUUUAAGAGAAUCUGCGAUAGAAAUUCCUAGGCCAACAGGGCUUAGCUGUGGGCUCCUCAGCUAGUGAUUUGUUCCUGACCUUGGAAAUUCAUCUUUCCUGACCAACAUGCUGUUUUGCAGCCAUUCCUUUGUGGAUCUUCUUUUUUCCCCCACCUUCUUAGUCCUGUAGCGUGAGGGUGCUCUCCCCUUAUGUCUCUGCUGCCUCUCAGGUACUGCACCGUUCCUCUUCACCCCCACGUUCUUUGUUAAGAUCCCACGGGAGAGCACUUGCUCUGUGCCCACUAAGUCCCUGAUGCUUCCUACGGCUCCACCUUGUAAAGAUGUUACCUUUAGUAAUCUUUAAAAAAAAUAAAUAUAACAGAGACCUAGGGCUCCCUGCCUGUGAAUGCAAAGGCAAGUAACUGGCUAAAGAGGGACAUUUGUCUCAUUUAGAAGCAGAAGGAUGACUUAGAUGGCCUGUCAAAGUCUCUUCUGGCCCUUUUGUGUAUGGCCACCCUAUGGAGCUUAUGGUUACUUGGUAGCAGCAUCUCUGUUGCUGGAUGGUCACUGUCUAGAACCUGCAUUAGUGUGUUUUCCCUUUAUCUGGCCUAGUCUUCUUACUGGUCAGCCAGCUUCUCUGUGGUCUUUUGCCAUGUGAUAAGGAUGUUAAUACUUGGGCUUACAGACCAACUGAAUCAUAACUCUUAUUAAAUACAGAAGGUCUCCUAAAUACCAUUGAAAUAAAAAGUAGUAAAAGAGAAGCUUGACUUUCUUGAGGCUACCCUCGAGAUUUUAGUUUGGCUUUCAGAGUUCAAGAAUUAGACUUCUUCCCUGAACUCUUUACAGUCCAAAUGCCAGAGUGGUAAACAAAAUGAUUCUAAUCAGUAUGUCCUAGUUGAGAAUCAGUGUAAUUUUCUUUCAUCUGGCUGAUCCCAUCCCUAAAGCAGGGGGGGUGGAACCAUGUCUUUUCAUGCCUGAGGAUCACAGUGUCACUAUGCAGGACACACAUGCUUGAUACAGGUCAUCUCAGAUUUAUCUUAGUAAAUGUAACAAAUUACUUUUUAGAUCCUGAAAUUUGUAAUAAAAUUACUUUACUAUCCUGAUCACCAAAA
This is a messenger RNA of Prionailurus viverrinus (fishing cat), 3293 nucleotides long. It is a transcript of the gene BCL2L13, whose product is annotated as BCL2 like 13. Gene Ontology annotation, cellular component: mitochondrion. The coding region runs from base 199 to 1719 and encodes 506 amino acids. The transcript is spliced from 9 exons. NCBI's taxonomy places the organism in Eukaryota, Metazoa, Chordata, Mammalia, Carnivora, Felidae. Gene Ontology annotation, biological process: apoptotic process; regulation of apoptotic process. The record is from RefSeq and is a predicted model, not a curated record.